Molecule: messenger RNA, 2462 nt
Organism: Magallana angulata
Lineage: Eukaryota; Metazoa; Mollusca; Bivalvia; Ostreida; Ostreidae
Product: sodium/glucose cotransporter 4-like
Exons: 15
Coding region: 207-2171 (654 amino acids)
Biological process (GO): transmembrane transport
Cellular component (GO): plasma membrane
Molecular function (GO): D-glucose:sodium symporter activity
Source: RefSeq, a predicted model, not a curated record
UUUAAGUAGAACGUAAGCCUGCAAUGAAUCGCAAAUCUAGGGCGAUUUUUGCGCUGAUUGGAGCUUCUCGCACUGCCUCUAAGAUAACAGUUCCUUUACAGCAAGAAGAUAAACUUUCCCCGAGUUAAACUAAACAAUUAGUAAAUGAGGUCAAAUUCUGUGCUGGACGCUACCCUCGCUGGUUCAGUGUUAAUUCGAGGCUAGUGAUGGCGACCCCGGGGCUGGAUCAUUGGUCCGACAUCGUUGUUGUUGUGAUCUAUUUCAUUGGGGUCCUCGGAGUAGGAUUAUGGACUGUUUUUCGGGGAAACAGGGGGAGCGUCAACAGUUAUUUUUUGGCGGGAAGGAGUUUGUCAUGGUUUCCGGUGGGUGCCUCCCUCUUCUCCAGCAACAUCGGCAGCGAGCACUUUGUGGGGCUCGCCGGAACAGGUGCUGCGGCGGGCAUCGCCAUGAUCUCCUAUGAAUGGGCGAGCAUGCCCCUAGUCCUACUGCUUGCCUGGCUUUUUCUUCCAGUUUAUAUUUCGGCUGGAGUUUAUACACUGCCGGAAUUCAUGGAAAAGAGGCUUGGAGGACGGCGAAUUCGGAUAUACCUCAGCGUUUUAGCCUUAAUCCUGUACAUUGUGACAAAAUUGGCGGUCAGCAUUUUUGCCGGGGCCCUGUUCAUUCAGCUGGCAUUGGGAUGGAACAUGUACGUCUCUAUUGUGGCUCUCCUGGUCAUCACAGGGAUCUACACAAUACUGGGGGGGCUGAAAGCUGUGAUGUAUACAGACACCUUCCAAACAGUGGUCAUGACGCUGGGCUCAUUCGCCUUAGUAGGAAUCAGUUUUCAUAAGAUUGGUGGAUAUAACAACCUAAAAGAGAAAUAUAUGGACGCAAUUCCUUCCAUUCGGAACCCCAACAGUACAUGCGGAUUUCCUCGGAGUGACGCGUUCAAUAUUUUUAGGGAUGCCGUUACGGGAGACAACCCGUGGCCAGGACUUCUUCUGCAGUCCAGUGUUGGAUGUCUUUGGUACUGGUGCUGUGAUCAGGUGAUUGUUCAAAGAUCUCUUGGCGCCAAGAACCUGACUCACGCAAAAGGCGGAUCGAUUUUGGCGGGCUACCUUAAACUUUUGCCAUUGUUUAUGAUGAUCUUUCCUGGAAUGAUCAGCAGGGCUCUAUACCCAGACGAGGUGGCUUGCGUCGAUCCAGAGGAAUGUAGAAAGGUGUGUGACAAUCCUGUUGGUUGCUCAAAUAUCGCCUACCCCAAACUGGUUCUGGAGUUACUGCCCUAUGGAGCCCGCGGGCUACUGAUGGCCGUGAUGCUGUCCGCCAUCAUGAGUUCUCUGACCUCGAUUUUUAACAGUUCUAGCACCAUCUUCACCAUGGAUCUCUGGCGGCGCAUGCGUCCACAAGCUCACGAGCGUGAACUUCUAAUUGUUGGAAGGAUUUUCAUCUUGUUCCUUUGCGCUGUCAGUAUUUUAUGGAUCCCACUCGUUCGAUCUUCACAAGGAGGCCAGCUGUUUAACUACAUCCAAGCCGUGCAGGGUUACCUAGGAACACCUAUAGGAGCGCUGUUUUUCCUUGCCGUCAUGUGGAAAAGAAUGACAGAACAAGGUGCAUUCUGGGGGAUAGCUAUCGGUCACACCUGUGGCAUCAUCAGGAUGGGUAUAGAUUUGGCGUACCCCGCUCCCGACUGCGGGGAACCCGAAACAAGACCCGGAGUUCUGUUGAACGUCCACUACACGUAUUUUGGAGCGUUGAUGAUAUGUGUUACCUCUAUCGCCAUUAUUGUUAUCAGCCUUCUUACGACGCCAAGGACCGAGGAAGAACUUAAAGGAGUAACAUGGUUUACAAGAACCCGAGAUGAUUCGUUGGAAAAUAAUCUGGAAAUGAAGAAUUCUAAAGAUAAUGGAGAAGAACCACAAAGUGAAGGUGUAAACAACGAUGCCGAAAAGCAAAAAGAUGAGUCGAUUGAGGUUAUGGACGAUACGAGCGAUGACCGACCCGCGUGGAGGCGUUGGCUGGACCAGAUUUGUGGGAUGCCAUCAAAGAGUCACAGCCAAGAUGACCCUCACAUUGGACCGGAAAUGACGCAAAAGUACCUGAAAGAGUCGCCAAAAUGGAAAAAUAUUUUGAAUAUAAACGCAGCAGUGGGUUUAAUUUUGACAGCUUUUUUGUACGGGUUUUAUCAUUAAGACUACACAUGAAGUGUAAUAGCUUAUUUUAAAUGUUGUAAAAGAUUUAAUUUUAUGAAUAUAUACUGUGCCAAAGAAUCAAUGAGAUUUCAUCAGAACAAGCGGGAGUUAUCCGAGUGCUUGGAACAAAAAGAAAAGAAAAGAAAGCACUCUGCAGGGAAAGUGAUGGACAUUCUAGACAUUUUUCGCAGAUUACUAGUAUUCGUAAGCUUUAGUAAGCUUUUAUGGUAUCGUGUGUUUAAAAGAAAUUCAAUAUCAUAUAUUUACAUCUAUUAAAUAUUAUUUCCUCUA